AUGACAAUCGUAUCGAAGAGCAGCAAGAGCGUUACCUUCCACCCGACCGUCACAGGUAUUCAAAUCAUGAACAUCGACGAUUACACGGCCCGCGAGAUCUCGGCUUCAUGGUACAGCCAAGAAGAAAUGGAUCGCAUCACCAAUCGGUGCGUCAAGUUACUGAAGAGAAUGGAAAGUGGAGAUUACAACAAAUGCAAAAAGUACUGCGCCCGAGGUCUUGAGGGCCACACCAAAACCGGUGCCAUCAGCAAAAACAAGAACAGAGCCUCGGCACGUGCAGCAGUACUAAUGGAACAAUCUAGGCAAUGGAUUGAGAACAGAGUCGAUGAGCAAGCCAUUGCAGAUGCCUAUCGAAGCAAAGCCUCUAGCUGUCAGCUGUGGGCCCAAAUCGUUGCAACGGGUGACGAAGAAGCUGUAGGUUUUGAGGGAAAGAAAAUAAUAGAGAAGGUAUCAAGAUCAGAUUCCUUCCAGCAACAGCUCCUACCAGCGGCGGCAUGA
Cylindrotheca closterium is the source of this 498-nucleotide messenger RNA. The record is from the annotation of a GenBank genome assembly. NCBI's taxonomy places the organism in Eukaryota, Bacillariophyta, Bacillariophyceae, Bacillariales, Bacillariaceae.